AUGGACAACCAACAAUAUUUGCAACUUGCACAAAGAAGAGCUACUUCUACAGCUUCAUAUGUUUUUGCACCUAGUUGGUUAACGAAUAAAUCAGGUUCUUCCUCCCCCUCUACAAUCUUAAGUCCUGCUUAUUCCUCUUCUUCUGAAGGGAAAUCUACAAAAGAGGAGGCUAAUAAUAAUAAAGGGUCGAUGGUGGGAAGAUCUUUAAAAAAAGAUGGGCUUAGUAACCAUAACAGCCAUAAUAAUAAUGAUAGUAAGCAGCAGCAGGGUAAGGAUGGGCUAGGGAAAGAUGGUAGUAGUAGCUCUUCUUCAUUAGACAAUUUAACAAAAUCAUCAUUAUCAAAUAAUGGUAAUUUACCAUUAACAUCUACUAUUAGAUCAAAGACAAGAGAAUUCACAGGAUCAGCAGCACCUCGUACUUCAAAUCUUGAAGAAUCGACAGGAUCAUUUAAUGAGUCAAUUAGCAAAAAUCAUCAUCAAAACCACCGCACACACUCACGUUCACGUACAAUCUCCCAACCAACUAAUUCCCUAAUAUCGAGUUCAUCGUCGUCAUCAACAAAAUUUGAACGUGAAUUUCCAACGCUAGCAAAAAAGAAGCCUUCAUUAUCUAUUGAUUUAUCCUCAAAAAACGUGUAA
Molecule: messenger RNA, 639 nt
Organism: Entrophospora sp. SA101
Lineage: Eukaryota; Fungi; Glomeromycota; Glomeromycetes; Entrophosporales; Entrophosporaceae
Source: the annotation of a GenBank genome assembly